Molecule: messenger RNA, 1532 nt
Organism: Dendrobium catenatum
Lineage: Eukaryota; Viridiplantae; Streptophyta; Magnoliopsida; Asparagales; Orchidaceae
Product: protein ROOT HAIR DEFECTIVE 3-like
Exons: 15
Coding region: 1-1365 (454 amino acids)
Biological process (GO): endoplasmic reticulum membrane fusion
Cellular component (GO): endoplasmic reticulum
Molecular function (GO): GTP binding; GTPase activity
Source: RefSeq, a predicted model, not a curated record
AUGGGGGAUAGUAGCUGUUCUACCCAAAUAAUUGAUGGAGAUGGCGCAUAUAAUGUCUCUGGAAUGGAGAAUUUCAUGAAGACUAUGGAACUUGGUGAAUGUGUCUCAUAUGCUAUAGUCUCCAUAAUAGGACCUCAGAUCAGUGGAAAGAGCACUCUUCUCAACCAUCUUUUCCAUACAAAGUUCAGAGAGAUGGAUGCAUUCAAGGGGAGGUCUCAAACUACUAAAGGAGUUUGGCUGGCAAGGUGUGUGGAUAUUGAACCUUGUACUAUUAUCAUGGAUUUGGAGGGUUCUGAUGGAAGAGGGCAUGGAGAGGAUGAUACCUCAUUUGGUAAGCAGAGUGCUCUUUUUGCUUUUGCAGUUUCAGAUAUAGUAUUGAUAAAUAUGUGGUGUCAUGAUAUUGGAUGUGAGCACGCUGCUAACAGACCUCUUUUAAGAACUGUAUUCCAAGUCAUCAUGCGAUUAUUUAGUCCUCAUAAAACCACCUUACUCUUUAUCAUACGUGACAAGAAUAAAACCCCUAUAGAAAACUUGGAACAUAUUUUGAAGGAAGAUAUUCAAAAGAUUUGGGAUUCUGUUCAAAAACUAUGUGAGCAUAUAAAUACUCCACUCAGUGAAUUUUUUAAUGUAGAAGUUGUUGCCCUUCCAAGUUUUGAAGAAAAGGAGGAACAGUUCAAGGAACAGGUUGCAAAGCUACGGAAAAGGUUUUUUCAUUCUAUUGCUCUUGGUGGGCUUGCUGGAGAUAGACGAGGCGUUAUUCCUGCAUCAGGAUUUUCUUUUAAUGCACAACAAAUUUGGAAUGUUAUAAAAGAGAACAAGGAUAUUGAUUUACUUGCCCACAAGAUGAGGGUUAUGAUUGCUACUUUUCGCUGUGAUGAAAUUGCAAAUGAGAAAACUUUAUCUUUCUUGAAUAAUGAGGAGUGGCGCCACCUUAAAGAGGCUAUACAAAAUGGUAUUGUUCCAGAUUUUGCGAAGAAGCUCAGCUCUAUAUUGGAGAACUGCUUGAUUAGUUAUGACAAGGAAGCUGUAUAUUUUGAUGAUAGUGUUAGAACCUCAAAGAGACGACAAUUGGAAUCAAAACUUCUUCAGUUUAUUCAACCUGUUCGGGAUUCCAUGAUAUCGCAUCUACAAUACAAAGCUGUAGAAGAUUUUAAAGUUAGAUUUGAUAAGGCUCUGAAAAGUGGGGAAGGUUUUUCGGCUGCUAAGAAGAAUUGCUUUCAGUCUGUCAUGAUUGCAUUCGGUGAAGCCUGCGAAGGCUUUGAACAAGCAAUUCGGAACUCUUUAAGAGUAAAAGAAUAUGCCAAAAGUGUGGUUGAAUCCAAGGACAAGGAAGAAGCUGAUUUAACGCAUAUGAAGGAUAGGUAAUUGUUUUCUUGAAGUCUUACUUGCGGAAGAUCUCCUUUAUUCAAUUUGUGUAAUUGUAUGCAUAUGUUUACAUAAGAUGAAAUAAGGGUUUGUGGAAAUCAGUAUUUUGCUAGGGAUUUUAUAGAGUGAAACUUGGGCUCAAAUUCACAUAAGUUGCCAUUCCAAUA